UAGAUUAGAGCAAGUGUCGUCCACUUGCCAGAAGAUGGCACCAUCGACUAUUUUAUGAAAUAAAUAAAUUAAAUUUGCUAUGAAGGCAUAUGGAAUCAGAAAAUGCCCGGAUUAGGUCGUAAACAACCAUGGAACCGCAGCGUGAAGAGCAUCGCCCAAUACCACAGUGCAGAUUGAGGUUUCUGAUUUGAUUGUGUUGGCGACAACCAGAACGCCGCGUCCCGGGACGUCGGGGGUGUAGAAUAGAAGGGAUAGUCAAUCAGAUGUUCAGGCGAAAUCUACAAGACAUCGCAAAGCAGUCGGUCUGGAGAGAGUGAAGAUACUAGCUCCUUGGUGACCUGCUUGGUGCUUUAAUGGAUAAUACUGAGGUGGCCAAAUUACAAGACAAACUCAAGUGGAUGAGACUGCACAAGUACUUAGAACUACAAAUCCCACCCUCUCUUGUUUCAUGAAUUGUAGUUCCGACAAGCAAUGUUUCCACCCAGGACGGACCAGUUUGAAUUCUUGAUGCAGUAAGAACCAACCCCAGCAUUCCAGUGGGUCUCAUCUUCAGACUUAGCCUUUGAUCCAGAUAAGGACCACAGGAAGGAUGGGGAACAAAAGCAGCGUCCCAAACCGAGGCACCGAGUCUGGGCCUGCUCAGGGAGGCCAUGGGGGGUCUGCGGAGGUCAUCCCAGCAGGUCGCAGAGGUGGGCCCAGCCCUGAGCUGCUGGCCUCCCUACAGACCCUGGGGGAAAACAGCGACUACGCCCUGCUGCCCCAGUCACUGCACCAGAUUGCCGAGGCCUACUCCCUUGAAGAGGACUACCCCUGGGCGGUCCAGUUCCUGCAGUUGGAGAGACUUUAUCAUGAGCGCCUGUUGUCCAAUCUCGCCGCCCUGCAGGAGAGCUGGGAAAGCCAGUGCAGGGAGAGCACCAAAUCCCUGUGCAGAUUGUCACUACAGCCCAACAGCAUUGGUCAGGAGCACAUAGAUGUUCUCAGCAAGAUCUGUAGGACCCACCAGAGGCCAACACUCGGUGCACAAGUGCAGAGUAUGGCAGACGCAAUUCUGAAGGACAUCCCAAACACCAGGGGGCAGUGUGGCAGGAGGGAGGAUGAGGAGGAGGUCAAAGAGGGAGCAGCUGAAAUCACUUCACAUGAACCAGACCAGGAGAGGGAGGAGGGGGAGGAAGGAGGAGGGGAGGAGGAGGAGGGUGAGGAGGGUGAGGAGGAGGAGUGUGAGGAGCCAGGAGAGGAGAGCCCGGAGGAGGAGGUGCUGCUGGAGUGGCCUGCUGGCGUUCCCCAGGCCUCGGUCAAGGACCUGGCCAAACUGUCCUACGAGGAGGGGAGUUCUCCAGACGGCCUGGUGUCCAUUUUGAAAAGGAGACGGGCCUCUUUGGAUGGACUUCCUCCCCCCGAUCCUGAUGUCAUCAAACAGAUCUCCAAGCGUAAGGUCCGCUUCUCUGAUCCAGAAGAUGGCAUAGACCACGAUGAGGUGGGCGGAGACUCGUGUCUGAUCCUGCUGUUGUUGUGCUUGGUCACCGUGGUGAUGAGCCUGGGCGGGACAGCGGUGUAUUGCGCCCUGGUGGACUCCUGCUCCAGCAUCUGCACCGACUUCUCCCACAACGCCAACUUCUACGUGACUCACGUGCGCCGCUUCCUGGACGAGCUGAGACGCUGGCUGCCCCUGAGGUCAUAACCAGCUCACGACAGGUCAGGAACGGGUCAUGGAGAAGCUCAUGGACUCUCUCUCUGAGAAGGGGAUUGGAUGAUGCUAGUCUUGCACUGGUGAAGAGGAGGAGUGGUGAAGGAAGGAAGGAAGUUCUACUUUGGUUUGAGGGGACAGAGGCUGAGGCUGACUGAGUGAUUGGGUGUACACAGUCCUUGAGUGGUCAAUAACAUCUGGAGUGGUUUCAUUAUGAAGCCUACUUGAGUGUUGAUGCAUAAAUGUUUCAUAUACACUGCUGUUUCUCCUUUAAACGAAUGACACGUCAGUGAUGGUCGACAGAAUAAAUCUUAAAGAGAAAGGACAACUCGUACCACACAGAAGUACAUGACAAUUAACUGUACAGUAGCAAAAACAUGUGUAGCGCAGUUGAAUGGGAAAAAAUCACUAAAGUUGUACUUAUGGCUCAUGAAGAACAUAAAACAAGGAGAUUGAAUUUAGAUAAUUUUUUAUAUGUACCAUUAUGAGGUAUUGUGCAACAAUGAUUUUCCAGAUUGAGUUUCCUUGACUCUUUCACACGCAAUCCGUGUGUUUUGUACAACAUUGUCUUACAAAUACAACAUUCCACAUAUCGUAUUAUACUUGAGUGGCUGACUUUUAACUGUAGGUCGCUUUGGAUAAAGGCAUCCGUUAAAUGAAUACACUAUUAAAAAGCCCGAAACACAUACACACAGUGAAAUGAAAGUGGUUGUCAGGUGAGGUAAUUAUCAUAUAUUUUUACAUUAUUAUCAGGCAGAACACUAAAACUUUGGAGAAUGUGCAUGCUGAGAUGUGUGUGGUUUACAGUAGAGCACGGCUCCUGAUGUUCUGUGAGACAAUAUCAAGUAUAUCCCAAAUCUAAAAUAAUCCCAACGACCAUGUAUUUAAACGUGUCAUCUUGGGUGUCAGUGAACAACACACAGUACUGUAUGGCUCUCUCCAAAGACUCAGGUACUUCCUACCAUCAGUACUCAGUGUUUUACUUCUUGUAUAACGGCUCAAAUGUACUGGCUUUAUAUUCUAAGAACAUUAUAUGUUUUUCACAAUCCUUUUAGUAUCAUUUAACCGGGUGUAUUUUUGUGUUAAUUUUCUUGCUUUCCUGAAUUGUGUAUGUCUUAUGUAUUACCCUACCUGACGUGCAACACUCAACAUGUCUGACACAAGUGGACUCUGGCUGGCCCCAGAGAAAUCAAAAGUAGAGACAGGCGACCAUUACUGGAAUGACACAGACAAAAUCCCUUUUAAGCAUGGAUUCAUUCCAUUGUGUUGCACUGUUUUUGAUAUGCUAAAUCAUAAUUUCUCCAUCUAAUGCGCGAAGUUGUAGAGGCGAGGCCAAUGAUUUGUUACCUCCUGUUGUCACAGUGCUGCUGUACGUUGUUUACUAUCAAAUGUUGCAUCAGAGCAAUAUCUAUGGAAGCAAGUCAGUGACUUGCUUCCAUAGCAAGUCACUGAUGUUUUGAAUUUUAAAAGGUAUUUAAUACUUAUAAACACCAGCAAAUGUGUUGGUUUUGAAUUCACCUCUUUAAAAUUGAAACAUUAGGCUAAUUUAUUUCAAUUUGGCUCGAAAUUAUUCGGCUAAUUUCGGCUCGAAAUUAUUCGGCUCGAAAUUAUUCGUCUCAAUAACAGCCUGAAUUUCUGAACCUUGAACCUCUGAACCUUGAAUUUGUUUUCAGAAUAUUUUUUUUACAUUGAAAUAAAUUCACAUUUCAAUUUUAAAGGGGUGAAUUCAAAACCAACAAAUUCGGUGGUGUUCAAUUUUCAAUAUUAAGUAUUCAAUGCCUUUUACAAUUCACAACAUUAUGUCACUGAUUUGCUUCCAAAAGUAUCUUAAUUGUUUAUAUCUUAUAAUAUUUAUGUUGCCUGUAUUCUUAGAUGAAUAUAAAUGAUAUCAAAGAAAUAAAUCUGUGAUUUCAGCGGUC
Messenger RNA from Osmerus eperlanus (European smelt), 3603 nucleotides. RefSeq names its product consortin, connexin sorting protein b (gene cnstb). Lineage: Eukaryota; Metazoa; Chordata; Actinopteri; Osmeriformes; Osmeridae. Bases 590 to 1678 code for a protein of 362 amino acids. Gene Ontology annotation, biological process: positive regulation of Golgi to plasma membrane protein transport. The transcript is spliced from 10 exons. The record is from RefSeq and is a predicted model, not a curated record. Gene Ontology annotation, cellular component: plasma membrane; transport vesicle; trans-Golgi network. Gene Ontology annotation, molecular function: connexin binding.